Microthlaspi erraticum is the source of this 417-nucleotide messenger RNA. Lineage: Eukaryota; Viridiplantae; Streptophyta; Magnoliopsida; Brassicales; Brassicaceae. The record is from the annotation of a GenBank genome assembly.
AUGCGCAUGUACCAUCGAGGAGAAAUCCCGCCAGGAAUAGGUCUUCCCGCCGAAACCACCAAAAUCUGGGCAGCAGGAGAAGCGCGGACGACAACCCCGUCCGAGGAAGGAUGCAGAAAAGGCGGAAGCCCGCUUGGGAAAAGGAAUCGUGAUGACCACGACGACCUACCUCCACCACCGAAGCGACAAGUCAGCAUGAUCAUGGGAGGCCUCCUGGAUAACGACGAUUCCAUAUCGGCGAUCAAGGAAUACGAACGAAAGGCCGUCGCGGCACAACGCUACCCGUAUAUCCAUAAAGGGAUCCCUACCAUCUCCUUUACGGAUAAGGAUGCGAGCGGGCUGGACAUCCCUCACCUCGACCCACUCGUAAUCACUCUACAGAUCCACGACUUGCGACGUCGCGAAGGUCCUGGUUGA